This is a messenger RNA of Penicillium bovifimosum, 456 nucleotides long. RefSeq lists its product as uncharacterized. The record is from RefSeq and is a predicted model, not a curated record. The coding region runs from base 13 to 456 and encodes 147 amino acids. Gene Ontology annotation, molecular function: protein binding. NCBI's taxonomy places the organism in Eukaryota, Fungi, Ascomycota, Eurotiomycetes, Eurotiales, Aspergillaceae. The transcript has 2 exons.
AGAGCAUCAACAAUGUCACCUAUUCAUCGAGACCCGGGCUUGACCAGCUGUCCGAGAGACAUCUUAUACUCGAUAUUCGAGUUAUUGUCACCGAAUGAAUUCUAUGCACUAUGUCUCGUUCAUACCAACGUUCGCGGGGUAGCCGCAAAAUUUCUCUACGAGAAUAUUCAAAUGAUCUGGGAGCAAGAGAAUGAUUAUGAUCCUCCCCCAGUCACUAAACUUUUGCGAACUCUGGUGGCCAGGCCUCAUUUGGCUACUCACAUCAGAAAACUUCAGCUCACCGGCCUACCAACCAAACACCCCGCACUCGUGAGAACCAUCCGUCUCGUACCCAUCUCUCCUACUGAGCUGAGCGAGUCUAUAUCCUUCAUUCAAAAACUGGGGUCCCGUAUAGCGACCUUUGGAUACAAGAAUUACAGCGAGGCAGACUCGAUGCGGUUGUCGCACUCCUCCUAG